AUGAGCCGACAAAGUCAUAACACCACCUUCAGCCACAUUUCUCGCUCGCGCUCCAACAACGGCUUUGGUGUAGACGACCUAGAAGACGAAGCCGAAAAAGAGGAGGAAGGAGCCGACGCGGAAGCAACAGCAGCCCGCUCAGGCGCCGGCGAGACCAUCAAGGACGAAGAAGAGAAGCGCUUCGAGGUCGGCUGGGAAGGAGGCGACUCGGACCCUCUGAACCCGCGAAGCAUGCCGACCUGGCGGAAGUGGAUCAUCAUCGCCGUGCUGAGCAUCGGCUCCUUCGCCGUGACGCACGCCUCGGCCAUCUACACGGCUACGUACACGCAGAUGAACGCCGAGUUCCACUGCUCUCGCAUAGUAGCGACACUGGGCCUCUCGUUCUUCGUGCUGGGGAUUGCGAUGGGACCGUUCUGGUCGCCGUUGGCUGAGUUCUACGGACGGAGACCCAUCUACAUUUGCUCGUUUGCCGGGUUUCUGAUCUGGCUGAUCCCUAGUGCGGUGGCCAAGAAUAUCCAGACUAUGAUCAUUGCGAGGUUCUUUCAGGGUCUGGCGGGCAGUGCGUUUCUCAGCGUGUCCGGUGGCACCGUGGGCGACCUGUUCAGUAGGGAGAAGUUCCAGUUGCCCAUGGCCAUCUUUGCGUUGUCGCCGUUUAUUGGACCGGCGACGGGGCCGUUGGUGGGAGGAUUGAUCAACACAUUCACGACCUGGAGGUGGACGUAUUACUUCUUGAUCAUUUGGGCCGGAGUAUUGCUGGCGUGUGUGAUGGUGCUGGUGCCGGAAACAUAUCACCCCGUCCUCCUAAAGCGCAAGGCUGUCAACCUCCGGAAAACCACCGGCGACAACCGCUACCACGCCCCCAUCGAGCGCACCACCAAGUCGGUCGCCUCCACCCUUGGCAACUCCCUCCUGCGACCGUUUCAGCUGCUCCUGCUUGAGCCCAUGUGUCUCAUCCUGGAUGUCUACUCCGCGGUUCUCCUGGGCGUUUUGUAUCUCUUCUUUGGUGCCUUCCCCCUCGUCUUCCGCACCAACCACGGCUUCAAUCUCUGGCAGGUCGGACUUACCUUCAUGGGCCUCGGCGUGUCCAUGGUCCUGGCCGGCUGCAUCACUCCCGUCUGGACGCGCGUGAGAAAUGGCCUGGCCGAGAAGCGAUUCAAGAAGACGGGAAUCAUGAAGGGCGAGCCUGAGGACCAGCUGCCGCCCGUGAUUGUGGGUGCCCCGCUCAUCACGGGCGGUCUGUUUAUGUUCGGGUUUAGCACAUAUCCGUGGGUGCAUUGGAUCGUGCCAAUCAUUGGGUCGUCGAUCUUUGGUCUGGGGUAA
Messenger RNA from Neurospora hispaniola, 1320 nucleotides. RefSeq names its product major facilitator superfamily domain-containing protein. The record is from RefSeq and is a predicted model, not a curated record. Bases 1 to 1320 code for a protein of 439 amino acids. Gene Ontology annotation, biological process: transmembrane transport. Gene Ontology annotation, cellular component: plasma membrane. Lineage: Eukaryota; Fungi; Ascomycota; Sordariomycetes; Sordariales; Sordariaceae. The transcript is spliced from 2 exons. Gene Ontology annotation, molecular function: transmembrane transporter activity.